Molecule: messenger RNA, 2305 nt
Organism: Oncorhynchus nerka (sockeye salmon)
Lineage: Eukaryota; Metazoa; Chordata; Actinopteri; Salmoniformes; Salmonidae
Product: insulin-like growth factor-binding protein complex acid labile subunit
Exons: 2
Coding region: 54-2108 (684 amino acids)
Cellular component (GO): plasma membrane
Molecular function (GO): protein binding
Source: RefSeq, a predicted model, not a curated record
ACUUCACUACAAUCACAUGCAGCACAAAUCUCUCCUCCUCAAAGUUCCUCGCAAUGUUGGUGAGUUUAAGUACGGUCAUCAUGGCACUCAUCUCAGUAGCUGCUACCUGUCCUGCCUCACCAUGUGAAUGUCUGGACAACGUCACAGUCAGCUGCCCGGACAAGAGGCUGAAGAAAUUCCCUAACCUCCCAGAUGGUACUGAGGAGCUUUAUAUGGCCCACAACCUGAUCGAGGCAUUCCCCACCAGUGGACUGGAGCAGCUGCAGUUCCUGGAUCUCACCAAGAACUGUCUCAAUGUCUCCUUGACUUCCAACUUCAUCUGGCCCAACAUGAGCAGCCUGGUCAAGCUGUUUCUCAGGGGUAAUUACCUGGGUUCAUUGGGCCCUCGGCAGCUCCAAGGCCUCUCAGCACUCACCUUCCUGGACCUCAGCGAGAACAACAUGGAGGCCCUGCAACCAGGAUCCCUACAAGGCCUUGGUCAAUUAAAGACGCUCAUUCUAACACUGAACCAGAUCAACAGCCUGCAGUACGGGGCACUGGGUGGAGCCCCUGCACUCACUGACCUUCACCUGAGCAGCAACAGUAUUGUGGAGUUUGAGGAAGGGGUGUUUGAGAAUUCAUCCAAAUUGGUAAAGCUGAUUUUGUCUAAGAACAACUUGGUUAGCAUUGGGAAUGGCACAUUCAGUGGAGCAGUUAACCUGAGUCAUCUGGACCUCAGUGGAAACAGGUUAGAUUCUGUGCCCGUUGCUGCCCUGAAGGAUGUGUCAAAGCUGCACAGCUUGUACCUCCAGAAGAACAGCAUCACAUUUUUACCAGAAGAUGCUUUCUCUGAGCUCAGCCAUCUAAGGAUUUUGGUUUUGAAUAAUAACCAUCUGAGCAUAAUGGCUAAGGACUCGUUGAGUGGUCUAGCACAUCUCGGUCAAUUGGAUCUGAGCUACAAUAACCUCCAAUCCCUUCCUUCUGAAGUGUUUCAAUAUCUAUGCAGACUGGAGCUCCUGGAUCUCUACCACAACAGGCUGACAUACCUUCCAGAGAACCUGUUUCACAACCUAACUAUGCUGAGAGAGCUGCAACUUGACAGCAACAAUAUCUCAUACAUACCACCAGGGCUCUUUCACAUGGUGUCUAAGCUAAGGGAACUCCAGCUGGACAACAAUCAGAUAGCUAACCUCCACAAUGCCUUGUUCUCCAGACUGAGAAGGCUACGGACACUCUACCUGGACAACAACGCAAUAAGCAAGAUUCCCAGAGGCCUAUUCCACAAGACCAAGAGACUCAGGGAGCUACAGUUGAACAAUAACCACCUCAGGUCUCUCCCUAAGUCCAUCUUCCAUGGUCUGGCUAAACUCCACUCCCUGAAGCUUUUCAAUAACCGUCUCACAGCUCUUCAACCUGAGCAGUUUUCUACCCUUGGAAACCUGAGAGAGCUCCUGCUGAAUGAAAACCUGAUCGAAGAUCUUCCCACAGGCAUAUUUUCUGAGCUUCACAGCCUCAAGAUGCUGGAUUUGGAUAACAACCGCCUCACAGCACUGACUCCUGCAGGCUUUGAUGGGUUAGGUACACUAAAGGAGCUUCAUCUCAGCUUCAAUCAGCUCCGUGAUCUCCCAUAUGCAACCUUCUACUCCCUGGAUGACCUACGUAGACUCCUUCUCCAGAACAACCGCUUGGUGGCCUUGCACCCUCAAGUCUUCGCACCCCUGGCCGACUUACAGGAGCUUGACUUAGACAACAACCAGAUAGAACAGCUACACCCUGACAUGUUUCAAGGCCCUCACCGUCUCCAGAAACUUCACCUGAAAUCAAACCGCCUCAGUACUCUUUUGAAUGGGACACUGGAGCCUUUGCAGAGCCUGAAGGCCCUCCACCUGGAGGGGAACCCCUGGGACUGCUCUUGCAGAUCACCCAUCCUGUACAUCAGUAACUGGAUCAUCAACAACACCCAGAUGUUACAGGACGAACCCAUGUGUUCCACACUCAACCGACCCAUUUCACAGCCUGCACACCUUUUAAAGCCCUGUGUGAGCUUUGCAUGCUUCCCCAGACAAAAACUUCCCCUAGAGAUGCUGACAGUGCUUACAGCUUGGCUUCUAGCUAGCGGUUUUCUUUGACGUACACUUUUGCGGUUUCAGCAUUGUGGUUUUGUUUCUUGUUUUCAGAUGGUUAUGCUUUCAUGCAACUGUCUAUUGCACAUGCAUUGUGAAGAGUAAGUGAUAUAGUGUAAAGAUUAAAAUACCAUGGAAUGGUGUUAAAUAUUUGAUUGAAAAUUCAUGCUUUUCUUUGAAAUAAAACAAAUCAUUUAAUUUAA